Molecule: messenger RNA, 351 nt
Organism: Rosa chinensis
Lineage: Eukaryota; Viridiplantae; Streptophyta; Magnoliopsida; Rosales; Rosaceae
Exons: 1
Coding region: 1-351 (116 amino acids)
Source: RefSeq, a predicted model, not a curated record
AUGUCCACCAAUCUCAUCCACUUCCGGCCAGCCCUCACCGCCCCGUGCGCCUCCGCGAACCGGAAGCCCGAGCCGGCCCGCACCUCCAAGUGGUGGAGCCCUCUCUUCGGCUGGUCCGCCGAACCGGACUACAUUGACUCCAACAACUCCAAAUCCUCCUCCGAGCCGGCCGAGGACGGACCGGAGUCCAAACAGCGGCGAUCUCGGUUCGCGCCGGGCUGCUUCACGGAGGAGAAGGCCAAGCAGCUCCGGCUCAAGACCAUCGAAACGGAGACGUUUCACGACGCCAUGUACCACUCAUCGAUCGCCACCAGACUCGCCUCCGAUUUCAAGAACCGGUCCGAUCUCUGA